This is a messenger RNA of Strongylus vulgaris, 540 nucleotides long. NCBI's taxonomy places the organism in Eukaryota, Metazoa, Nematoda, Chromadorea, Rhabditida, Strongylidae. The record is from the annotation of a GenBank genome assembly.
AUGGUUCAUGAGAAAUUAGCAAAUUUAAGGAAAAGAUGGAUGGAUAAUUUGAUUCAACAAAGAGAUGACCCGAGACAACCGCAACAACGAAUACCAGAUAGCGUUACGGCGCUUAAGAAAACAGUCUUUAAAAGGAAUGCUCCAACAGUACUGCCAAUACAUGAAAUCAACAGGGAAGCAAACUUGAGUGAAUUCAUGUAUCAAGCGGAUAUGGUCCUCACAUUGCCACAAGUUGAGUUAAUCGGUGGAGGCAGUACCGCAGAUGCUCGCAAAAAACGACAAGCAUAUCGUGACGUAUUCUAUCCAAACACCAUUUGGGGCAAUACCGUUUACUACUACUUCGAUUCAACAGCAACUCCUGCCAUUAGAACAGCUUUUCUGGCCGCCACACAAUUUUGGCAGAAAAACACAUGUAUUACAUUUCAGGAAAACAUGUUUAGUCUCAAUAGAAUCCGAGUGUUCAAAGGACAAGGUUGUUAUUCGUAUGUAGGCAGAGUAGGUGGUCAGCAAGACCUGUCGUUAGGAACCGGUUGUGAAAGU